CUGCACUACGGGACCCUCCUGGGCAGCAAAGCUUGUGCCCACAUGGCAGCAGCUGCCUGGGCCAGUGCCUUCCUCUAUUCACUGCUGCACACAGCCAAUACAUUUUCCCUGCCCCUGUGCCAUGGCAAUGCCCUGGGCCAGUUCUUCUGUGAAAUCCCGCAGAUCCUCAAGCUCUCAUGCUCCAAAUCCUACCUCAGGGAAUUUUGGCUCAUUGUUUUUUCCAUUUCUUUACUAUUUGGUUGUUUUGUGUUCAUUGUUGCUACCUAUGUGCAGAUCUUCAGGGCUGUGCUGAGGAUCCCCUCUGAGCAGGGACGGCACAAAGCCUUUUCCACCUGCCUCCCUCACCUGGCUGUGGUCUCCCUGUUUCUCAGCACUGGGUUUUUUGCCUACCUGAAGCCCCCCUCCAUGUCCUCCCCAUCCCUGGAUCUGGCCCUGUCAGUUCUGUACUCGGUGGUGCCUCCA
This is a messenger RNA of Melospiza melodia melodia, 462 nucleotides long. RefSeq names its product olfactory receptor 14J1-like. The annotation marks the transcript as partial. Gene Ontology annotation, molecular function: odorant binding; olfactory receptor activity. NCBI's taxonomy places the organism in Eukaryota, Metazoa, Chordata, Aves, Passeriformes, Passerellidae. The record is from RefSeq and is a predicted model, not a curated record. The transcript has a single exon. Gene Ontology annotation, cellular component: membrane. Gene Ontology annotation, biological process: G protein-coupled receptor signaling pathway.